AUGUUGCGUGUUUUGAACAAGUCCCUCACUGCUCCUAAGGCGAGACUAUUCUCCACGGCCAGAACUGCAUGGCAAGUUUUCAUCACUGAGACGUCCAAGUACUCUGUGACCACGUACUCGCGUCCGGAUGUUGUCUUCGAGAAGGGCCAAGGUGCCCUUCUGUGGGACAUUGAGGGUCGCCAGUACAUCGACUUCACUGCUGGUAUCGCAGUGACAGCUCUGGGGCACUCGCACCCGGAGGUUGCCCGUAUUAUGUACGACCAGGCAUUGACGUUGAUCCACUCUUCAAACUUGUAUCAUAACCUCUGGACCGGUGAGCUGUCGCGUCAAUUGGUUGAGACGACUAAGAAAUCUGGUGGUAUGCACAAUGCAUCCCGUGUGUUUUUGGCUAACAGUGGUACUGAAGCUAACGAGGCUGCUUUGAAGUUCGCUAGAAAGCACGGUAAGACAAUCAGUGAUGAUAAGACGGAGUUCAUCACGUUUGAGUCUUCUUUCCAUGGUCGUUCAAUGGGUGCGUUGUCCGUCACUCCAAACCCAAAGUACCAAUCUCCAUUUGCUCCUUUGAUUCCGGGCAUCCAUGUUGCCAAACCAAACAUCGAGAGUGUCAAGGCAUUGAUCUCUGAUAAGACAUGUGGUGUGAUUAUCGAGCCAAUCCAAGGUGAAGGUGGUGUCCGUCCUAUUCCAGCUGAAUUCCUCGUUGAAUUAAAGGCAUUGACAAAGAAGCAUGGUGCUGUGCUCAUCUACGAUGAGAUCCAGUGUGGAUUGGGUCGUUCAGGUAACCUGUGGGCCCAUGGUAAAUUGCCAAAGGAGGCUCACCCAGAUAUCUUGACAAUGGCCAAGGCCCUUGGUAAUGGAUUCCCAAUAGGUGCUACUAUGAUCACAGAGGACGUUGAAUCUGCUUUGAAAGUGGGUGAUCAUGGAACUACUUAUGGUGGUAACCCACUGGGGGCAAGAAUUGGAAGCUAUGUCUUGAGUCAAGUUUCCAACGAAAAGUUCCUUGAAGAAGUCAAUACUAAGUCCAAGGUUUUCAAGGAGAAACUUAACGCUUUGAAGGAGCAAUUCCCAGAACAAAUCGUCGAGGUUAGAGGUGAAGGUUUGCUGUUGGGUAUUCAGCUCAAGGAUGAUCCAACUCCAGUUGUUCAAGCUGCAAGAGAACGUGGGCUGUUGAUCAUCACAGCUGGUGGUAACACUAUUAGAUUUGUUCCAGCAUUGAACAUUGAGAACAAACUCAUUGAACAAGGCUUGGAUAUUCUCCAGGAGUCACUUUCUUCCGUGUUCAAGAAGUGA
This is a messenger RNA of Williopsis jadinii, 1287 nucleotides long. It is a transcript of the gene ARG8, whose product is annotated as acetylornithine transaminase. The record is from RefSeq and is a predicted model, not a curated record. Gene Ontology annotation, molecular function: pyridoxal phosphate binding; identical protein binding; transaminase activity. The transcript is spliced from 2 exons. Gene Ontology annotation, biological process: arginine metabolic process. Gene Ontology annotation, cellular component: mitochondrial matrix. Bases 1 to 1287 code for a protein of 428 amino acids. Lineage: Eukaryota; Fungi; Ascomycota; Saccharomycetes; Phaffomycetales; Wickerhamomycetaceae.